Molecule: messenger RNA, 1962 nt
Organism: Talaromyces amestolkiae
Lineage: Eukaryota; Fungi; Ascomycota; Eurotiomycetes; Eurotiales; Trichocomaceae
Exons: 1
Coding region: 1-1962 (653 amino acids)
Biological process (GO): xenobiotic detoxification by transmembrane export across the plasma membrane
Cellular component (GO): membrane
Molecular function (GO): antiporter activity; xenobiotic transmembrane transporter activity
Source: RefSeq, a predicted model, not a curated record
AUGGCGUUGAACAAUUCUGCUCCUCUUGCGAUUGCUCGCACUGAUCUGGACAGUCAAUCAUUGACGUCUGGUGCGUCAACUGUUCAGACUGUAAUUGCGCGAGAUAUUGCUUCUUACAGUUCUCGGAAUGGAGCGAGCCAUGACAAUGAUGAUGACAACGAUGACGAUGAUGAUAAUGAUAAUGAUUUUAGCGGACUGGCGCGCUCCUCAAGCAAUGCUUUAGGCACCACGCCUCAUUCUCUAGUUGGUUCCUAUCGUCGUCCAGGCCACUUCACGGCCGGUCCACGUGGAACUGUUGUGCCGCAUGGCAAAGGUCAAGAGCAACAUCUCACGACGGAGGAACUAGAGCGUGCAUAUACGGAAGAAAUAGACUUGCUCAGCGACAACAAUGUCAUUGCGCCUAACACCUCAAAGCGAGGAGGCGCUAUAAGCAACCUUACGAAGCAGCUGAAUGCCGGGUUACGGCGCGCAUCUUUUGCGAGCCAGAGACAUGAAGAUAACCCACCAGCCCCCGCCACAGCUCCAAAUGAGACAUCGGCUCUACUGGGAGACCGACCUCUUGAUAACGAUGAGAUUGACCGCAAAUGGGAGGAAGCAGUCGCUGCUGGCCUAAUCCAAUCUAGUUGGCAGCGAGAAGCGCGCGUGAUUGGGCAAUAUUCUCUGCCACUUAUUGUUACUUUCCUUCUUCAGUAUUCCUUGACUGUAGCAUCCAUUUUCACAGUGGGCCACUUAGGGACUGUAGAGUUAGGAGCAGUAAGUUUGGCAAGUAUGACCGUCAGUAUCACCGGAUCGGCUGUUUAUCAGGGUCUUGCCACCAGUUUAGAUACUCUUUGCGCACAAGCUUAUGGAUCAGGGAGAAAGAAACUCGUUGGUCUACAAAUGCAACGAAUGGUGUUCUUUCUGUGGGUCGUCACCAUACCAAUUGCCAUCAUUUGGUACUUUGCCGACAAAAUCCUAGUGGCUCUCAUCCCGGAGACAGAGGUCGCACUUCUUGCCGCAAGGUACCUCAAGGUUCUAAUCUGGGGCGCACCGGGAUAUGCCUGUUUCGAGAGCGGGAAGCGAUUCGUCCAAGCGCAAGGCAUAUUCACCGCAUCCUUGUAUGUGCUCCUAAUCUGUGCGCCACUGAACGCAUUCAUGAACUGGUUCUUCGUCUGGAAGCUUGAAAUGGGUUUUAUCGGAGCACCCAUUGCAGUAGCGAUCACAGAGAACCUUCUUCCCUUAUUCCUCUUUUUGUACGUAUACUUCAUCGGAGGUCUCCAAUGCUGGAACGGGUUCACAUGGAGGGCAUUCCAAAACUGGGGCCCUAUGAUUCGUCUUGCAUUACCGGGUCUGAUCAUGGUUGAGGCCGAAUGCCUCGCAUUCGAAGUUCUCACAUUGGUGUCGUCAUACCUCGGAACAGAAGCCCUCGCUGCGCAAUCCGUGCUCAGCACAAUCAGCAGCAUCACUUUCCAAAUUCCGUUCCCCGUGGCCAUCGCAGGUAGCACUCGCGUUGCGAAUUUGAUUGGUGCAACACUGGUCGAUGCCGCUCGAACAGCUGCCAAAGUCGCAUUGACCGGCGCCGUGAUCGUCGGACUUCUCAACAUGUUACUUCUCUCAUUACUGAGAUACUCGCUCGCCGGCCUGUUCACGUCAGACGAGAAAGUCAUCGAAAUGGUCGCUGCCAUUUUACCCAUCUGUGCAGCUUUCCAGCUUUUUGACGCCCUAGCGGCGGUUUGUAAUGGUAUCUUGCGUGGACUUGGUCGGCAAGAAAUUGGUGGAUAUGUGCAGGUGUUUUGUUAUUAUGUGGUGGCGAUGCCAAUCAGUAUGGGGACAGCUUUCGGGUUGGGAUGGGGCAUUUCAGGUCUAUGGACGGGCGUGGCGAUCGCAUUGGGACUGGUAUUUUUCGCUGAGAUCAUCUUCCUGAGCAGGACAAGUUGGGAGAGGAGUGUGGAGGAAGCAAGAAAGAGGAACGAUGUUGCUUGA